This is a messenger RNA of Physella acuta, 734 nucleotides long. RefSeq names its product C-type lectin domain family 17, member A-like. Lineage: Eukaryota; Metazoa; Mollusca; Gastropoda; Physidae. The record is from RefSeq and is a predicted model, not a curated record.
UACAGAACGUGGACCACACAAAGAGAUGGGUCUGAUCUUGGACAGCGUGGUAAUCCUGGUCUCCUUGUCUGGAAUAACUCUAGCAAUUGACGAUUGCUGCUCCAUCUCAAGACAAAGAGCAUUAGAGAGUUUCAGACAAGAUGUAAGCACCAGAGUCAACUCGGCCGUGCUGGUGUUGUUUGAAACGUCCCAGCCGUACAGGGGCAGAAGGUACUACCUGUCCAAGCCGCUGGGUAACGCCGACAUCAACAGGUCCCAGGCCAUGUGUCUGCUAAUUGGGGGCUACCUGGCCGAGAUCGACGACGCCGCUGAGUAUCUGUUCGUCAAGAGUUUCAUCCGAGGCUACAGCGGCUUCUUCGCGGUCUACACGGGGGGCAACGACGAGGCCCAGGAGGGCGCCUGGGUGUACCGCUACAGCGGCAAGCCCGUCACCUACCUGGACUGGACACCUGGACAACCCACCAAUGAUAUUGACGGGGAUUGUUUGACCUAUCUGGACAGAACCGACUGGAAGAUGGACGACUUCCGGUGUAUGUAUACCGGAAAUGAUACCAGGUUCGUCUGCGAGGUACCAGACAGCCGAGUAUAAAAUAGAAGCAGAAAUUGAAACAUUUUUUGUUUUGAAAAUUGUAAAACUAAUAUAUAAUUUAUGUAAAUUUUCAAGCUAAAAUAGAUUAUCAAUUUUUUGUCAAUUUUAGUUUCACGGCUCAUUUCAUUAAUAUAGAUAAGUAGAA